GCAAAAAUUAUGCUUCUGCAGGCUGUUGAUCAUAAAUAAAAUAAUUUCACGAUUACAUGUGAGGUGUAUUUGCCAUUAGACAUGUGAAGCCUGUAUUUGAAAGCUGAAAUGAGAUGCAAUGCAUGCUGGCGAGAAGUAGAAGGACGAGCGGUUUCCACUACAUGUGGUCAUCUGUUGUGUACGGAUGAUGCCAAUAAGAUAUUGAGUAACGAUGGAGCAUGCCCAAUCUGUGAUCAAGUACUUUCAAAGAGCCUCAUGAAGCCUGUAGAUAUCAAUCCCAACGACGAAUGGAUAAAUAUGGCCAUGGCUGGAAUAUCUCCACAGAUAUUGAUGAAGAGUGCAUACAGAAGUGUGAUGUUCUACAUUGGCCAAAAAGAACUGGAGAUGCAAUUUAAGAUGAACCGGAUUGUUGCUCAAUGCCGGCAGAAAUGUGAAAUGAUGCAAGAGAAGUUUACAGAAAAAUUAGAGCAGGUUCAUACGGCUUACCAAAAAAUGACCAAGAGAUGCCAGAUGAUGCAGCAGGAAAUCGAGGUCUUAACCAAGGACAAUCAAGAACUCCAGGAAAAAUUUGCUGAAAAAUCCAGGCAGAAGAGAAAAUUAGAUGAAAUGUAUGACCAACUAAGGAGUGAGUUUGAGUCAGUGAAGCGGUCUGCCAUACAGCCUGCAAGCAACUAUUAUAACAGAAAUGAUAAUGAUUUGUUCUCUAAUCCACCUAACAUUAUGGAUGAGAGACAAACUGGCAGAAAAGGUCUGCUGGUAUUCACUCCUGACACUCCAGGGCCAAAAGAGGAUGUGUGGCCUGCAAGACAGAAUAGCAAUAACUCUGGUGGCCGCUUUGAUAUCUCUAUUGGCUCACCGGCUAAACAAGCAGUCAGUCCAGGGAAUGCAGGGAACAGAAAGGUUGGUGCUCACCCAGUUUUUGGAGCUGGUGGCACAAGCAACCCUUCAAUGAAUCUGAGGAACUUGAUACUUUCUCCAAUAAAGCGGCCUCAGCUCUCACGUAACCGGCCCCAAUUAUUCACGUGA
This is a messenger RNA of Arachis stenosperma, 1026 nucleotides long. RefSeq names its product E3 ubiquitin-protein ligase CCNB1IP1 homolog. The transcript has 8 exons. Gene Ontology annotation, biological process: chiasma assembly. The coding region runs from base 109 to 1026 and encodes 305 amino acids. The record is from RefSeq and is a predicted model, not a curated record. NCBI's taxonomy places the organism in Eukaryota, Viridiplantae, Streptophyta, Magnoliopsida, Fabales, Fabaceae.